UAGAUUUUGAACCUCCAAAAGAUGGGUGUGCAUAAAUUAAUGAAGCUUAUACAACUCAAUGCAAAGAGUGCCUAUGAGGACAUUCAUUUAGCAGAUCUUCCUAUUGAGGAAGAAACCAACAGCGAUGCUUCCUCUGACACUCAGAUUGUGGAGGAAGAACAAAAAGAACCUGAAAAGCCUGAAAUCAGUCCUAAUGUUGUCAUUGACGGGGUAGUUUUUAUAUAUCAUAGCAUACUGAGGAUUUACCAACAAAAACUGACAAUUUUUGGUAAGCAUAAUAUCUCAAAGGCUGAAAAUGAGUACAAGAAUUUGAUUCAAAAAGACCUUCUCAAUCGCAUUAUUGGGUUCCUUGAAAAAGAAAUUAAGAUAGCUUUUGUGUUUGAUGUCUCUAAAUUCAGUUUAAUGGACGACCUAUCCUGUAUCCAAGAAGUUGGGGUUACUUUCAAGAGGUCUCAGAUGAUCAAAACUAUCCCUCAAGAGCUAUACAUGGACAUUAAGGACAUUCUUAAUAGAUUUGGGGCUGAAUGUUUUGAAGUAGAAAAUAACAUCCAUUAUGAAUGAACUAAAAUUGCCGAAGAUUAUCAAAGUUUAGGAAUUGUAACUGAAGAUCUUGCUUUCUUAGCUUUUGGGGCAUCUGCUAUUAUCAGGUACAUAAACCCAGACAAAGGAUUGAUAAGGUACAUUCACAGUAAAGAAAUUAUUGAGAGUUUUGAUAUUGAUCAAAGACAGUUUGCAGAUCUAUGCAUUCUUUUAGGCUGUGACUAUUCUGAGACAUUUGAGUUACUUAAUACUUCAAAGAUUUUUCAUUACAUUAAGAAGUAUAAAGAUAUUGAUUCAAUUCUGGACCACUUUCAAGCAGAAUCAGAAGAAACUAAAGAUCUUAAACUGUUGAAAUAUAUUUCAAACUAUGAUUAUGGUACUGCAAGGAGUAUUAUCAACCCUGAGGUUACUGAAAAGUCUCAAUCUGAUAAUCAGGAGCCCAUAAUUUCUCACUUUAAAGAGCCAAAUCUCGAAGAAACUUAUGAUCUACUUACUUGAGGGAAAGAUGACACUAAGCUAAAGUAUUUUGCUCCUCAAUGUGCUUUGUAUACAAAACUGAUUCUUGAGAGACUGAAUAAAGACAACCUGAAGUUAGUGCAGACAAAAUUAGAUUGAUUAAAAUUAACUUAA
Messenger RNA from Moneuplotes crassus, 1170 nucleotides. The record is from the annotation of a GenBank genome assembly. NCBI's taxonomy places the organism in Eukaryota, Ciliophora, Spirotrichea, Euplotida, Euplotidae.